Molecule: messenger RNA, 2331 nt
Organism: Coffea arabica (coffee)
Lineage: Eukaryota; Viridiplantae; Streptophyta; Magnoliopsida; Gentianales; Rubiaceae
Source: RefSeq, a predicted model, not a curated record
UUCCCCCUCCUCGCUUCUUCUCCAAUCCUUUUAACGAAUUUCAUCUUUCAUUCAGACAAGAAUUUUGCUCUCUCUGAAGAUUACUUAGCUCUGUGAGAAGACGGUAGAUUUGGUGGAUUUUUGAAAUAUCUUUGGAGGAACAAACGAUGGAAGGGGAUGGGGAAAGCGUCUCUUCCUCUGCUUCCACCGCGUUAGUCGCGGCGGAUGUGGAUGCUCGAUCAAUUCUAGUCCUUCGCGGCGGCCGAUCCAAAGCUAUGUACCAGUUUACUCAGCAAAGUCUUCCAGCUUGUAAACCUGUCCUAACUCCAACAUCAGUUAUUUCGACACUUUUCUUGAUGGGCAUCUUUUGCAUUCCAAUAGGACUGCUUUCUUUACAUGCUUCACUGAGUGUUGUGGAGAUUGUUGAGAGAUAUGACUCUGAAUGUGUUCCUCAUCAAUUUAGAUUGAAUAAGGUUGCAUAUAUCAAAGAUAGCUUAAUUCCCAAGAAUUGCUCAAGAUAUCUAAAGGUGCCCAAAUACAUGAAAGCUCCAAUUUAUAUAUAUUAUCAGCUUGAUAACUACUACCAGAACCACAGACGGUAUGUUAAAAGUAGAAGUGAUAAGCAGCUAAGGUAUGGACUGCAGUACAAUGAUACAAGUUCCUGCAUACCCGAAGAAUCUAACGAUGGUCUCCCUAUUGUCCCUUGUGGUUUGAUUUCCUGGAGUUUAUUCAAUGACACGUACUCCUUUUUUCGUGGGACCGAUGAACUAAGAAUUAAUAGAAAGAACAUAGCAUGGAAGAGCGAUCGUGACCACAAAUUUGGGAAGCAUGUAUUUCCCUUCAAUUUUCAGAAUGGAACACUCAUUGGUGGUGCAAUGCUUGAUCCGAAUGUUCCUCUAAGUGAUCAAGAGGAUCUCAUUGUCUGGAUGCGCACAGCUGCUUUGCCUAGCUUUCGCAAAUUGUAUGGAAAAAUAGAAGAGGAUUUGGAAGCCAAUGAUGUGAUAUCAAUUUACUUCUUAAACAACUAUAACACAUACAGUUUUGGUGGGAGGAAAAAGCUUGUUCUUUCUACAGCUAGCUGGUUGGGAGGCCGGAAUAACUUCCUUGGCAUGGCCUAUAUUGCCAUUGGUUCUUGCCUUAUAGUUCUUGCCCUUGUCUUCAUUCUGCUUCAUGUAAAAAAUCCCAGGCCUUACGGGGAUGCAAUGUAUGUGUCUUGGAAUUGGAAGGGCAUUCCUAACUGAAGGUAAUCCUACUCAAACAUUGAUAUUGCAUCUGAAAAUAAAUUUAAACAGUAUCCUAGUAUCAACCUAGGGAGUUUUCAAAGGUAACUACUGUUAUACAUUCAAUUGUGGCACGAUGGAAAGAUGUUAUGGUAAUCAUGCGUGAUGUUAUUUUGAUUAGUAUAUGACGUUGUAGUUUUAUGGUGUAUAUUUUAGGAAGAUAUAGGUACAAAUGAACAACAUGGUACCAUAAGUUCCAGAUCCAUUGUAAUAUAUUACAAGAUCUUCUUGUAUUUAUGUUAUUCAUUGACCAGGUCUAUUUGUAUCAUGUUCUGUAAUCAUUGUUUAGUGCGUGUGUUAUAACCCAUAAUCAUUUGAUGUUUGAAAUAAUUUUGCACCAUUCAUUGGCUUCUUUCGUUGAUGCAACUCGUUAGCAUUCACAAUUUCCUGCAAUCACAACGUUGUUGUCUCUACCUUCAACGGAGAUUGUUCAACUCUGUUCCUGCCUAGAGACCCAAGACAGAGUACAUGGGAAUUUCGGAGCUUGGAAGUAAAAAUAUUGCAUGUGGCAGUAAAUUAUCAACGAGUGCUUUAGCAGUCAAGGUACGAGACUAGUCUCCCAUCAUAUCAAAACCUGGCUCUAGAUUCCACAUUGGUUGUAUUACUCUGGAAUUCGAAUAAUUUGUUUAAUUGAUAGAAAUUGUGACCCCGUAAGGUUCUGAUACAUGGAUGAGCAAGGGGUUCGAACAACUUGAGCUAUGUUACAAUACUUGCCUCUAUUUAAUCCUGUAAAAGCAUUUGAAUUUUCCUUCUUCAUCAGUGAAUUUUACUUAGUGAACCAUUGCAGAGUAGGUUUAGACAUUCCUAUAUGGCGAUUACUCGGAUGAUGGCUUGUGGCAGCUUGUGGGAAAGGGGAGUAGUAGCAGAUGUUGGAUCCAUUCGGUUGGACUGAAACACAAAAUCUUUUUUAAUGAACAUGUUUACAGCUAUUUAUGUAAUCGUGUUAAAAUCCUACGCUUUUUUGGCGUUGAAUGUUGGGAAAAUUUGCUGUAUGGGAAACGGAUGAUUUUCAUAAUUGGAAAUGGAUUCAAGUUUGAUCAAAUACAUAAGAAGGGUUUGGGCCGUUAUUAAC